AGUUCGCAGCUGACGGUUCGAGUAAAGAUCAUGUUCACUUUGUUAUCUGGUUUAUUCAAAUAUUUAUUUCGGAAAGAUGAAUUCUUUAUAUUAAUUCUGGGUUUGGAUAACGCUGGAAAGACGACAUUUCUGGAGCAGACAAAGACACAGUUCAACAGAAACUACAAAGGCUUGUCACUCAGCAAAAUAACAACCACAGUAGGAUUGAAUAUUGGUAAGAUUGAUAUUGGAUCAGUGAGAUUGAUGUUUUGGGAUUUAGGAGGUCAAGAAGAAUUACAGUCAUUAUGGCAUAAAUAUUAUGCUGAAUCCCAUGGUGUCAUAUUUGUAGUGGAUGCUACUGAUGAAACUCGGCUUGAAGAUUCAUGGAGAGCAUUUGAUGAGAUGAUAGAAAGUGAAGCAUUAGUUGGUGUACCGAUUUUAGUACUUGCCAACAAACAAGAUAUACAAGGAUGCUUGAAAGUUGACCAAAUCAAGUCUUUAUUUAAUCAAAGUGCUGCAAAAAUUGGAAAGAGAGACUGUAAAAUUAGAGGUGCAUCUGCACUGACAGGAGAUGGAGUUAAUGAGAGUAUAGAUUGGAUUGUUCAGUGUGUUGAAAGGAAUGUAUAUCGUAGACCAACAAAUACUGGUGAUACCUCCUGAAGUCAUCACGAUGUGCCAGAACAUAUCGUUGCCUUUCAGUAUAAUAUUGAUAUUCUGGGGUAUUUCACCUUGAAUGAACUGUUUAUUAUGGGUACAGUGCAACAGGCCAGACUGUACUGUGAAACAGUAAUAACACCUGGCGAAUAUAUUGGGCAUUAAAGGGUUUAUUUUAGGUUUUAUUAGGUUCUUUUUGACAAACAUUUUUGUAAUAAUGGAUGGCAUCCAGUAUGUCACUAAAAGCGUCCUGUCAUAUUACAUGGUAAUCACAUGAUAUUAAUUUUAGUAGACAUAAUUAGUACAACGAAUAUUAUAAUACAGUCCUGAUGCCACAAUAAUUUAUUUCAGAAUGUGUACUGGGAACCCAUAUUUAUACAUCUGUUUUAUCAUCCAAAAAUAAACUUAGAUUUGUCACUUCAAGCAA
This is a messenger RNA of Saccoglossus kowalevskii, 1060 nucleotides long. Its product is annotated as ADP-ribosylation factor-related protein 1-like. The record is from RefSeq and is a predicted model, not a curated record. Gene Ontology annotation, molecular function: GTPase activity; GTP binding. Gene Ontology annotation, cellular component: Golgi apparatus. NCBI's taxonomy places the organism in Eukaryota, Metazoa, Hemichordata, Enteropneusta, Harrimaniidae. Gene Ontology annotation, biological process: Golgi to plasma membrane protein transport; protein localization to Golgi apparatus; intracellular protein transport.